AUGGACCCAGAUCCAUCCUCCCCAGCUUCGCUUCUGCGGAUCCAUGUCAGCAUUUGCGGGCUACUUACAGUCAUGCCUUCACAGAAAAAAUAUGCUCUUCAGCUUAUUUCACAAGUUGGUCUUGCAGCAGCUAAGCCAAUUUCUACUCCUAUUGAACUGAAUCAAAAAAUAACCACUAUUAAUUAUGACAAAUAUGUAAAGGUUACAGGAGAUGAAGAAUUGCUAGAUGUUGAUAAUCACCAAAAGCUCAUUGGCAAGCUCCUUUACUUGACCACUACCAGGCCUAACAUUUGUUUUACUUUCCAGAAACAACAAGUUGUUAGUCAAAGUUCAGCUGAAGCUGAGUAUCGAAGUCUUGCAGCAGCAUCACCAGAAAUUAUUUGGUUUCUGGGAUUGCUUAAGGAGUUCCAGGUUACCGUUCAUGAGCCAGUUGUUUUGUAUUGUGAUAGCAAAGUUGUCUUGUAG
Messenger RNA from Nicotiana tabacum (common tobacco), 465 nucleotides. The record is from RefSeq and is a predicted model, not a curated record. NCBI's taxonomy places the organism in Eukaryota, Viridiplantae, Streptophyta, Magnoliopsida, Solanales, Solanaceae.